This is a messenger RNA of Myotis brandtii (Brandt's bat), 1023 nucleotides long. Its product is annotated as olfactory receptor 6K6. Gene Ontology annotation, cellular component: membrane. Lineage: Eukaryota; Metazoa; Chordata; Mammalia; Chiroptera; Vespertilionidae. Gene Ontology annotation, molecular function: G protein-coupled receptor activity; olfactory receptor activity. Bases 10 to 1023 code for a protein of 337 amino acids. The transcript has a single exon. The record is from RefSeq and is a predicted model, not a curated record. Gene Ontology annotation, biological process: G protein-coupled receptor signaling pathway.
CAAUUUGCAAUGAAUAAUCACCAUCCCAUUUCCAGGAGUUUGUCCCCUUUCUUCCCUUCACAGAUCACACAGUUUAUGGCCAGUGAGAACCAGACAAUGGUCACUGAGUUUCUCUUCUCCAUGUUCCUGAAUCUGCAUGAAAGUGGUCUAUUAUUCUUUAUUCCAUUGCUUCUCAUCUAUGGAUUUAUCAUAACUGGGAACCUAGUGAUAUUCAUUGUCAUCCAGGUGGACACGGCCCUGCACACCCCCAUGUAUUUCUUCAUCAGUGUCCUCUCCUUCCUGGAGAUCUGGUAUACCACAACCACCAUCCCCAAGAUGCUCUGCAGCCUUGUCAGUGAGCAGAAGACCAUUUCUCUGGCUGGCUGCCUCAUGCAGAUGUACUUCUUCCACUCUCUUGGGAUCACAGAAGGCUGUGUCCUGACAGCGAUGGCCAUUGACAGAUACAUAGCUAUCUGCAAUCCUCUCCGUUACCCAACUAUCAUGACUUCCGAUCUUUGCAUCCAGCUGACAGCUGGCUCCUGCCUCUGUGGCUUCCUCCUUGUACUCCCCGAGAUUGCGUGGAUUGCCACCCUGCCUUUCUGUGGCUCCAAUGAGAUCCAUCAGAUCUUCUGUGACUUCACACCUGUACUGAGCUUGGCCUGCACAGAUACAUCCUUGGUGGUCAUUGUGGAUGCUAUACAUGCGGUGGAGAUCCUGUCCUCCUUCCUGGUCAUCGCCCUAUCGUACGUCCGGAUCAUCAUGGUGAUUCUGCGGAUACCCUCAGCCGAGGGCCGCCACAAGGCCUUCUCCACCUGUGCUUCCCACCUUGCAGUGUUCUUGCUGUUCUUUGGCAGUGUAGCUGUCAUGUAUUUGCGCUUCUCAGCCACCUACUCAGUGUUUUGGGACACAGUUGUUGCUGUCACCUUUGUUAUCCUGGCUCCCUUCCUCAACCCCAUUAUCUAUAGCUUGAGAAACAAGGACAUAAAAAUUGCUAUCCAGAGGCUUUUCUGCUGUCAGAAGAGAGCAGGAAGGAUUGGGAGCUAG